AAGUUGGAAGCUUUGUAUUCUUAUGUAUGAUGGUUGUGUGAAUUCUCAAGCCAAGCUAAGUCCUCUCUUUCACACCUUUCAAUCUCAAAACCAUGGCAAGAAGAAUCUAGGGUUUCACAGCACCAAGUCCAUCAAGGUCUGUGCUUUGGUGCUUUUUCUUAGUUUUCUUUUGUUACUGGGAAAUUGGGUCGAUUUUUCUGAAGGUGGAGGCACUCUCGGUUGGUUCUGAUUCGCCCCGUUUUUCUUUAUUUCCAAAAAUUAACCUUUUUUUUCAUAAACUUAAAAUUUUGAAACUUUGACUGGAAAUCCUAUUUUUGUGGCACCUUGUCUGGGGGAAAAAUGGGAUUUUUUUCAUCUUGGUCAUUCUAUCUGCCACAUAAGGCUGAAUGUCUGAUAUAUUCGUGGAUAAAUGGGUUGUUUUCUUAGUAUUCUGGUGUGUUUGGCUUAGUUUUGCCCCUCUGAUUCAUCUGGGGACAUAGUUUUUACCUAAAUUUUUUAUAGAUAGAGGCUAAUAUGGAAGAGGUUGAACAAGCUAACAGAGCAGCUGUUGAAAGCUGUCAUAGGGUUCUAAGUUUGUUGUCUCAGGCCCGGGAUCAGGUUCAGCAUAGGAAUUUAAUGGUGGAAACUGGGGAAGCUGUGGUGAGGUUCAAGAAAGUUGUUUCCUUGCUUCAUAAUGGUUUGGGUCAUGCAAGAGUGAGGAAGUGUAAAAACCUUCAAGUCCCUUUUUCCCAGAAUAUCUUUUUAGACAACCCAAAUUGCAAGACCAACCAUCACCCAAAAAAUCUUCAGUUUGCACAAACCAGCUUUCAUGAUAAUUCAAUUCAGGAACUGGGUUCAACCAUAAAAAACUCACUCUCUCUGGGACAACCAUCUUUGGAAUUGAGCUCUAGUGGGAAAAGUCCUCUUCACCUUGCACAUCAAGCUUCAUCAACUCACUAUCACCUCUUUCAGCAACGGCAACAACAGCAAAGGUUGCUGCUGCAGCAGCAACAAAUGAAGCAUCAAGCAGAAAUGAUGUUCCGAAGGAACAACAGUGGCAUAAACCUGAAUUUUGAUAGCACUAGCUGCACACCAACAAUGUCAUCUACUAGGUCUUUUAUUUCUUCCUUGAGCAUAGAUGGAAGUGUGGCUAGUUUGGAUGGAAGUGCCUUCCAUCUAAUAGGAGCUCCACACUCUUCUGAUCAGAAUUCACAACAGCAUAAGAGAAAAUGUUCUGCCAGAGGUGAUGAGGGUAGCUUGAAAUGUGGGAGCAGUGCUAGAUGCCAUUGCUCUAAGAAGAGGAAACAUAGAGUGAAGAGAUCUAUUAAGGUGCCUGCUAUCAGCAACAAACUUGCAGACAUCCCUCCUGACGAUUAUUCGUGGAGGAAGUACGGGCAGAAACCAAUCAAGGGUUCACCUCACCCUAGGGGAUAUUACAAGUGCAGCAGCAUGAGAGGCUGUCCUGCUAGGAAGCAUGUUGAGAGGUGCUUGGAAGAGCCAACCAUGCUAAUUGUUACCUAUGAAGGAGAGCAUAACCACCCUAAGUUACCAACACAAUCUGCAAAUGCAUGAACUCAUGGAGAGCUUAACCAAAAGAUCAAGCCCAUCAUUCAAUUUGUCAAAACCCCUUUUUAUGUGAUUGGCUUGUGAUGCUGCUGUACAUAUUUUUAAGUGAUGCAUUCUUGGAGCAGAUUUUGGAUAGUUUGGCUAACGAGCCUGUUUAUUUAGAGUGGGAAUGAGGAUCACUGAUUAAAUGAACAAGUCUGUAAAAUUGGGUAGUUUCAAUUCGUAAGAACUAUUUUG
Messenger RNA from Abrus precatorius (Indian licorice), 1782 nucleotides. RefSeq names its product probable WRKY transcription factor 21. Lineage: Eukaryota; Viridiplantae; Streptophyta; Magnoliopsida; Fabales; Fabaceae. The transcript has 3 exons. The record is from RefSeq and is a predicted model, not a curated record. Bases 514 to 1551 code for a protein of 345 amino acids. Gene Ontology annotation, biological process: regulation of DNA-templated transcription. Gene Ontology annotation, molecular function: DNA-binding transcription factor activity; sequence-specific DNA binding.